Molecule: messenger RNA, 597 nt
Organism: Achroia grisella
Lineage: Eukaryota; Metazoa; Arthropoda; Insecta; Lepidoptera; Pyralidae
Gene: CSP12
Product: allergen Tha p 1-like
Exons: 4
Coding region: 71-511 (146 amino acids)
Source: RefSeq, a predicted model, not a curated record
UUUGUUUAUAACUUCACUAAGUUUCAUUGUAUUUUUUUUAUAUUUUUCAACGGACUUCAAAAAGAUUACUAUGAAGAUUUUUCUCGUGCCUCUUACAUUUGUAUAUUUAACAAAUGGAUAUUUCUGUGAAGACUUAAAAUAUACUAAUAAGUACGACGGUGUAAAUUUGGAUGAAAUUCUAUCAAACGAACGUCUCCUGAACGGUUACGUUAAAUGUUUACUGGAACAAGGACCUUGCACUCCCGAUGCAAAGGAAUUGAAAAAUAAUCUUCCAGACGCCAUAAAAAAUGAUUGUAAAAAGUGCACAAACAGACAGCGAGAAGGAGCAGAUCAAGUAAUGGGAUACCUUAUAGACCACCGACCUAAUGAUUGGAUUAAAUUAGAGAAGCAAUAUAACUCAGAUGGCAGUUACAAAAGAAAGUACUUGGAGAAAAAACAGUCAGUUAAAGAUGUAAAUAACAACGAUGAUAAUGGUACAGAAAUUAAAAAUGCUAUUUCAGAUGAUAAUUAACAAUAAGAAGAUAUCUCAUCAGAACAUGAAACUAAAACUGCGGCAACAUUGACUGUUGAAUGUGACCGAUUUUUAUAAAAUACUUA